Amyelois transitella is the source of this 1565-nucleotide messenger RNA. RefSeq names its product brachyurin. The coding region runs from base 134 to 970 and encodes 278 amino acids. The record is from RefSeq and is a predicted model, not a curated record. Gene Ontology annotation, biological process: proteolysis. Lineage: Eukaryota; Metazoa; Arthropoda; Insecta; Lepidoptera; Pyralidae. The transcript is spliced from 7 exons. Gene Ontology annotation, molecular function: serine-type endopeptidase activity.
UAAGGUAUAAUUUUUUUUACUCGAAAAAAGAAAAUUAAUUCAUUUCUAAAAAAUAUAGUAUACAAUCAAUUUAUUGUUUACCUUUCCUAGUGAAUCGUUUUGUAUUAUUGAAUAACAGGAAUAAGGAGGGAAAAUGAUAGCAGUGCUUGCGUUAUACCUAUUGCCUCUGCUAAGUGCAACCAAACUGUGUGAUAAUAGUUCGUGUGAACGCGGCGGAAGCACCAGGAUCAUUGGAGGAGCCAUUACAGAACAAAAUUCUAGGCCCUUCCAGGUAGCGUUAUAUUUGCGUGUGGGUACUACCGGAGAGCUGGGUUUCUGUGGCGGAGCCUUAGUGCACCAAGAGUGGGUGCUCACGGCCGCACACUGUUGCUACCACAAUGGCCUGUUGGUCGACAACGUGCAGGCAAUCUUGGGCGCUCACUCGCUAUACGACCGCUAUGAGAACGGACGUCGCAUAGUCAACGUAGAUGAAGUGGUUAUCCACGAAGACUUUGAUCCUGAUACAUUUGCCAACGACCUGGCGCUUCUCAGGCUCGCCAAUGUAUUACAGCUAACAGAAACGAUAAACGUGGUGCGCUUGCCUUACCUGAGUGUGUCGUCGUUCAACUUCGCGGGACAGGGAGCGACCGCCUCCGGCUGGGGCAUUGCGGCCGAAGAUGUGUCCUUCGUGUCUCCUACUCUUCGGGAGAAGCAGAUGACAGUGAUGACUGACCCUCUUUGCAACUCUUCUUACUUCAACCUCCUCCCGGCCACCACAGUAUGCGGGCUUAGCACCUCUGGUGGUACAUGUAAGGGUGAUAAUGGUGGACCACUAACAAUUUUAUACAAUUCUACCGAAGAAACAUUAUUGAUCGGAGUGGCAUCUUUCAUCAGUGCGAGUGGCUGCAACAAUGACCUACCUUCAGUCUUCACCAGGGUUCAGCGGUACCUUACUUGGAUCAGCGAAGUCACUGGGAUCAUUCUCGACUGAUUGCAUACCUAUUUUGACAUAUAAAUUAUAAAAAUAUUAUUAUACCUAUCUAGGUAGAUAGCCUCUUUUUGUUCACGAUCAUCUCACUUUUUCGUUUACAAAAUGAUGAAGAUCGGUUUCUUUGUUUUAUUUUUUGUGAAGAAACCAUUACGUUAUUUAAAAAAAGUGCAUUAUAUUGACUUCAGUAUGACUGGUGGCAAUAGUAAAAACCACUGCUCCUCUUCAAAAUAGAGUUAGGACUACAGGUUGUUACUGUUCCACUAUACUUUUUAAUAUUUUUAAGGAAAAUAAUUAUUUAGAAUAUUUUUUUUUAUUGUUAAGCUGUCUUCAAUUCUAAUCCAUUUGUUUAAUCCGAAGAGGAUUAUAACGAUUAGAUUGUUUGGAUUUCCCAUUAAUUUUAAAUUAGAUGAUAAACUAUCAUAGGUAUUAUUUUUUCCACAUCUUUCUAAGAAAUGUUUGAGAAAAAGGUAUCUAACUUAAGGCAUAGAGAAGACAAACUUACCGAGUAGGUAUAACAUUUAUAUAAUACCAAUUUUUUAAUAGGUUAACAUAUAAUCUACAUGGUAUAAAAUAUCAGGAUAUUCUGGAAAAAGUA